Messenger RNA from Hemiscyllium ocellatum (epaulette shark), 1828 nucleotides. RefSeq names its product kiaa0930. NCBI's taxonomy places the organism in Eukaryota, Metazoa, Chordata, Chondrichthyes, Orectolobiformes, Hemiscylliidae. The record is from RefSeq and is a predicted model, not a curated record. The coding region runs from base 219 to 1526 and encodes 435 amino acids. The transcript is spliced from 11 exons.
GUGAGUGCGUGUGUGGCUGUUUCAGGCACUGAGUCUGUUCGCUUUACUUUGAAUGUCUCUCAUCCCAACAGAAGCUCAGUAAUGGUGGGGUGAGGGAAGUGGUGCUAUUGCUUCAGUUGUGAGUGAAGAGCUGGGCUCAGGGCAGGCAGGGAGUCAGGGAAUUAAAGUGGGCAGGAGGAAGAGAUACCUGCAAUGAGAAGAGUGUUAGAGGGUCAGGGAUGGCAUCCAUUCAACAGAGCCGAGCUGGAGACGAAGGAGAGGAUGGCGAGGAUGGCUCUCUCCACACGAUGCUGACGGCGAUAGAGGAAGAGCGGAUCAGAGCAAGCCUCAAGCAGGAGAUGAGUGGCCUCGGCUGUUUCAAAGAUGACCGGAUUGUCUUUUGGACCUGGAUGUUUUCAACUUACUUCAUGGAGAAAUGGGCCUCGAGACAAGAUGAUAUGUUGUUCUAUGUACGUCGCAAACUGACCUUUGUUGGUCCAGACAGCAGUGACGGCAAGCAGGUUGAAGUUGAAGUUUACCGCCGAGAUUCCAAGAAGCUGCCUGGUCUUGGUGAUCCAGACAUUGACUGGGAGGAGAGCGUCUACCUGAACCUGGUUUUACAAAAGCUGGAAUAUGUAGUAACAUGUGCAGUGUGCACACGGUCAGAUGGAGGAGACAUUCACAUUCACAAGAAAAAGUCACAGCAAGUAUUCGCUUCCCCAAGUAAGCAUCCAAUGGAUAGUAAAGGAGAGGAAUCCAAAAUCAGUUAUCCAAAUAUCUUCUUCAUGAUUGACAGUUUUGAAGAGGUAUUCAGUGACAUGUCUGUGGGUGAGGGCGAAAUGGUCUGUGUUGAACUUGUCGCCAGUGAUAAAAACAACACAUUUCAAGGAGUAAUAUUCCAGGGAUCCAUAAGAUAUGAAGCACUCAAAAAGGUCUAUGAUAACCGGGUGAGCGUUGCUGCUAAGAUGGCCCAGAAAAUGUCGUUUGGCUUCUAUAAAUACAACAACAUGGAAUUUGUCCGGAUGAAGGGCCCACAGGGGAAGGGGCACGCUGAGAUGGCUGUGAGUCGUGUUGCAACGGGUGACACGUCACCCUAUGGGACAGAGGAGGGCUCUGAUCCAGACUCCCCUUUGCAUGAACAGGGGGAUGCUUCUCCAUCCUGCAGUGCAUUUUGGGUAACUUCCUUCAGCACGCCACCAACUCCAGAACGCAACAAUCGCCCGUCCUUUUUCUCUCCUUCCUUGCGUAGAAAGACCCCCAAAAAUCGGAUAGCAGAAAUGAAAAAGUCUCAUUCAGCCAAUGACAGUGAGGAGUUCUUCAGGCAUGGCUCAGACAAUGCAGACUCUGAAGACAUGCAUGGUGUGUCCAACCUUCGAUCUCGCUCAUUGUCUGGGACUGGACGGUCCUUGGUUGGAUCUUGGCUAAAGCUGAAUCGAACUGAAGUAAAUUUUCUACUCUAUGCACAUCUCACCUACGUUACUUUACCAAUGCAUCGCAUCACAACAGAUAUUCUAGAAAUACGGCAGAAGCCAAUCUUGAUGACAUAGCAGACAGCAGGCACUGCCUUAUAAACUCGCAGCCAAGUGCCUAACUGCAACUGGAUUCUUGGCGACACUACCACCUAGUGUUGGGAUGGAAGGAAAGUUUGAGAAUACCAGCCAAUCAAAGUGCCUCCUUCACCUGCCCACAGGACAUCACCAGUGUUCAUUUUCCAAUCACACCGCAUUUGUGUUUUGAUAGAGUCCAGUUAGGAGCUGCUGUUUCCUAAGAAACCAAUAAGGAAUGCUUCAUGAACAAUGUCUCAAGACAAUUACUUUGUACCUAACAAGAACAGUAAACACGAACAAAA